AUGCAAAUUUUUGUUAAAACCCUCACUGGUAAAACUAUCACCUUAGAGGUGGAGCCCAGUGACACUAUCGAAAACGUCAAGGCAAAGAUCCAGGACAAAGAGGGUAUUCCCCCAGAUCAGCAACGUUUGAUUUUCGCCGGUAAACAGCUCGAGGAUGGCCGUACACUCUCUGACUACAACAUCCAGAAAGAAAGUACCCUUCAUUUGGUGCUUCGUUUGAGGGGAGGUAUGCAAAUUUUUGUCAAGACGCUAACGGGUAAAACCAUCACAUUGGAGGUAGAACCCAGUGACACUAUCGAAAACGUCAAGGCAAAGAUCCAGGACAAAGAGGGUAUUCCCCCAGACCAACAGCGUUUGAUUUUCGCUGGAAAGCAGCUUGAGGACGGUCGUACACUCUCUGACUACAACAUUCAGAAAGAGAGCACCCUUCAUUUGGUACUUCGUUUGAGGGGAGGUAUGCAAAUUUUUGUCAAGACUCUAACAGGUAAAACCAUCACAUUGGAGGUAGAACCCAGUGACACCAUCGAGAAUGUCAAGGCAAAGAUCCAGGACAAAGAGGGUAUUCCCCCAGAUCAGCAACGUCUUAUCUUCGCGGGGAAGCAACUUGAAGAUGGCCGUACACUCUCUGACUACAACAUUCAGAAAGAAAGUACCCUUCACUUGGUACUUCGCUUGAGGGGAGGUCAGAUGCUCUAA
Molecule: messenger RNA, 696 nt
Organism: Babesia sp. Xinjiang
Lineage: Eukaryota; Apicomplexa; Aconoidasida; Piroplasmida; Babesiidae
Product: Polyubiquitin-B
Exons: 4
Coding region: 1-696 (231 amino acids)
Biological process (GO): modification-dependent protein catabolic process; protein ubiquitination
Cellular component (GO): nucleus; cytoplasm
Molecular function (GO): protein tag activity; ubiquitin protein ligase binding
Source: RefSeq, a predicted model, not a curated record